Messenger RNA from Mobula hypostoma (lesser devil ray), 5099 nucleotides. Its product is annotated as coiled-coil domain-containing protein 150-like. The transcript is spliced from 25 exons. Lineage: Eukaryota; Metazoa; Chordata; Chondrichthyes; Myliobatiformes; Myliobatidae. Bases 77 to 3229 code for a protein of 1050 amino acids. The record is from RefSeq and is a predicted model, not a curated record.
GUGGCAGUUUGCGUCUCCAUGGUAACGACAGGCUGGGCCUAGCUGCUGAUGGUCGUUUGCUGCUGUCUUUGACUAGAUGGCUACUGAUGUUUUAAACAUGUCACGUGCACCAAUACCUCCAAUACACAUCGGUGCCACAGUACCUGAAUCACUUACUGUGCUUCAGCAUCGAAUCAUUGCAGCUGAGGAGCAAACAAAUGCUUUAAUUCAAGACUUAGAAAGCAUGGGAUUUGGUAUUGAAGACUGUGGAACACCCAAAACCGGUAGUUAUGAAGGUUGCAAGCCUGUCAGUCCUCUCCACACUAGAAAGGCUUUUGGCACUGAAGGUGAUGUACUGUGGAAAAGCUAUGAAUUUUUGGUGAGUCGUGUUUGCAGACUGGAAAGUGUUAUACAAACAAUGAAGUUGAAUGUAUUUCGAAUACAGACAGCAAAAGAACUCAACCCUGAAUAUUCAGUGGACCAGCUAUCUGCAAUGCAGGAAGAACAUAUUCAAGAAGUAAAGAAAGUACAGAGGGAAAUUAUUCAUCUCAGACAGCAGCUGAAUGAAGUUAGUGAAGAAAAAGAAGCAGCUCAGGAGGAAAUAGAAAGGCUGAGUGCUGCUCUGGAAAUAGCCACAACAACUAAGACAAAUGUGGCAAUGGCGGCAGAAGAACUUAAAGCAACAAAUACCAGAAUGAGCCAAAAACUGCAAGAGGUGAUGCAAAAUCUGGACCAGGAAAUAAAUCUCCAAAAGACUUUGGAAGAAUCCCAUGUUCAUCUGUUACAACGUGUGCAGGAGCUGGAUAAAGUAGUGGAAGUUGAAAGAAAGCAGGUCAAGUUGCUGCAACAGGACAGCCUUGCACUUAGAAAUGACGAGGAGCUGGCUCAGAAGAAAUUGCAACAAGAACAGCAGAAAACAAAUGAUUUGGAGAAAAUUCAAAAGCAGCUAAAAGCAGAAUCAGAUGCUAAAGAAUCCAUUAUUUCCCAGUUGACAGAUGAAGGCAAGAAAAUGCAACUGAUGUUAAAGAACCAACAGGAAGAGAAUGUCAAUCUUCAAAGUGAGAUUGCAUCACUGAAGGAUGUAGUACAGAAAUUACAGGCUUUAAAUGACCAGCUAGAUGCACAGUGUACUGAACUGAGUGGCACUUUGCGCUCUUUAUCUGUGGAGAAUGCUAAGCUUUUAAGAGAGCAUCAAUCAUCUUUAAAGGAUGAACAAGAAAGAAUGAAGGAAAAGUUGCAUGAGCAGGAACUUUUACUGGAUGCAGCCAGAGCGCGUAUUUCAGCUGAUCUACGGUGUGCAUUGAAUGAAAAACAAGAAUUAAAAAAACAACUAGAAGUUCUAAGAGUGGAGUAUAAGAGGAUACAGCAGAAAUUUGAAACUGUGGAGAAAAAGACAAUAACGCAACAGAAGCUUCUUGAGUCUGAAAUUGCAAAUCUGAAAGAGAACGUAAAGACUUCAGUUAAUGAAUGUGAACGCAUUAAACAAGAAAAAGAAACCCAAAUGGACCAGGUAAAUUGCAUAAUUGAUAAUAUUACAAAGGAGAAGAACAUAUUUGAGAAACAAGUUACCGAGAACCAGCAAAUGCAGCAACAGCUAGAGCAAGUCCUUGAAGAAGUAAAAAAGAGUAAAAACAAAUUAGCAUAUGAUAAGGAAAAGCUGCAGUCCAGAGUGCAGCAAUUACAAGAAGAACUGCAACACAGAUCUGAUGUAAGCUUUGAAAAUGUCCAGUUACAGAAAGUUAACACAUUGCUUGAGACUAAAUAUUCUCAGGUACAUGUGCUUUUGGAGCAAAAGGAGAAAGACUUUGCCUUGAUCAUGAAAUCUCGUGAUGAAGCACUUUGUGAAACACAAAAGCUGAAAAAACAUAUAGAGAUGAUGGAAGAAAAAGAAGCAGAGGAGAUUGUUAAUCUUCAACCAUAUUUAUCAGACUCUAAACAAGAUAACAGUCAAAUGGCUGCAACUCUUGAGAAUGUGUUAAUGUCACACAGGCAACUCCAGCAAACAAUCAAGAAGCUAAAAGCGGUACUUGGACAAAGAAUCAUGGAAGUAUAUACCUUGCAACAGGACAAAUCUCAAGCUCAAGUAAUUCUACAGAGUCUUCAUGCUGAGCUUGAAGAUUUACAGAAUCAGCUGGCUAACAUGGAAGCACGGCAUAGUAUUCAAGAGAUGCCUUUCCAAAAAGGACUAGAGGUUUCCAGACAAGAGAAUCAGAAACUAGCACACGGCUUGGAAGAGACUUUGCAUGCAAGCAAUAAUUUACAGGUCAAAUUAACUCAUCUCCAGGAUGAUUUGUACAAGAAAGAAAAUCAGCAAAUUCUGCACAACAGAGAGCAAGAAGUUGAGAAUGCAAAACUGGCAUCCAAAAAGUUCGAAGAACAAAUUGAAACUUUGAAAAAACAUUUCCAACGUGAGAGAGAGAUUGCAAGAAAAGCCAGUCAGAAAGAAAUAAUAGAACUGAGAAAAGCCCUUGAUGAAACCAUAUCCAAAUCUGCAGAACUGUCACGAGCUAAUAGAGAAUUGCGAUUGAAAGUUACUGAAUCUGAGAAGAACUUAAAAUGUUUGAAGGCAAAGAUCAAAGAUCAAAAAACACAGCUGAAACACCAUCUAGAGACCAAAAAAGCUGCUGCUCAAAAUACAGAAAGAAUCAAGGAAUUUGAAGCUGACUUACAGCAGAUGGAGAUAAUAAAAGAUCAAUAUCAGAAAAAAAACAAUGAGCAGUCUCAAUUGAUUUUAAAGUUUAAGACAGAGAUGCAGACUUUACAAGAGGAGCUUCAGAAUCUGACAAAAAGUCAAAAUGAGGCAGUGUCUCACCGUAGACAACAAGAAAUACAGUUAAAGAAAGAACGUGAACUUAGUCUAGAGCUGAAAAGAAAAUGUCUGGAUCUUGAGGAGAAGGUAAGAAACCUAGAAAAUUGCAGAGAAGAAACUGAACGCAAAUUGAAAGAAGCCAGUUUGGAAUCACAGCAGAUCAGCACAAAUCUGGAGGAAGCGCAUCAAUGGUUUAAGUCCAAGUUUGACAGUCUGCAAGCAGAAUUUAUUAAGUCUCAUGGAAUGGAUACAUCAAAGCAACAAUUAUGCAAUGGAAAACAUUUCAUGAAGAAUGGCAGAGCAUUAUAUUUCAGAUCAGGACAAAGUUCAAAGGGCAUGAAGAUUUCGGCAUUUGAAACUCCAAGCCAAUCCAGCCUCAGUUGUUGGGACACUAAUCAGAAAGUGAAAUUUGUCUCCAGAAAGUCUGAUUUGUCUAAGUGAUCAAACAAGUGAAAGGAAGCAAAUCUGAAGCCAAAUGGAAUGCAUAUGUUAAAUCAUUUCCACCUUCAGGAAAAUGUAGUCGCUGGGAUGUUAUAGGUUCUGUUAUAUUGGAGAUGCACUUGAUCAAGAAAUAUAGCUGGAAUGGGUCACUGAAGAAAAGAUUUUGAACCUGUUAGGUUUAAGUAAGUGUUAAAUGCCAACUGCUGAAAUAUGCUAAAUUCACAAAAGGUGUAGUAAUACAUUUCUUGCAACAUGCACAAAAUGCUGGUGGAAUGCAGCAGGCCAGGCAGCAUCUAUAGGAAGAAGUACAGUCGACGUUUCGGGCCAAGACGCUUCGUCAGGACUAUCUGAAAGAAGAGAUAGACAUUUCUUUCUUCAAUUCAUCAUCCAUGCAAAUAGAAAUGAAAAUUUGUAGUUCCACAUAACAUUUCCAGUAAUCUGUAAGCAGAGGAUCCUAAGUGCUGGAACUCUAGGGGGAGGGGCCAUAAAUAUUAAAAAUUUUUUUUAAAUAAGCUUUAUUUGUUACAUGUGUAUCGAAAUAUACAGUGAGAGGGAUCAUUUGCAUCAACACAGUCCAAGGACAUGCUGGGGACAGCAUGCUUGAGGCUUCUGGUACCAACAUAGCAUACUCAAAACUUACUAACCCAACCUGUUUGUUGUUGGAAUGUGGAAGGAAACUGGUGCACCAGGAGGAAGUCCACAUAGUCACAGGAAGAGCAUACAAACUUCUUACAGACAGUAGCAGAAAUCAAACCCCUAUUGUUGGCACUGUAGUGUUGUGUUAACCUCUGUACUACAGCACUUCUGUUCGAACCUUUCAUUAAAAGUUGCAUGGCAAAGAAGAAACUAUAUUAUCCUCCAACGUGGCAGCAUGAUUGAUCAACAUGUUGCACAAUUUAUUUCAAAUAGCAGAAAACUACAGGUCCUGGAAAUCUGAAAUAAACACAUAAUAUGCUAGAUAUCUGGCAGGUCAAAAAGUGAAGAGAGAAGACUUUGGGUCAAUUAUCUUUCAUUGAAAUUUUUUAUUUUAUUGUUUGUUUUCAUUUUCCAAAUAAUAUAUUUGCAACUAAAUUGGCAGAAGCCCACUUCAUUUAUACAUUCUGCAGUAGUUUUUCAAUUUUUCUGGCAAAGUGAUACUUCAAAAGUGUACAGGUUCAGCAAUAACCUCCAGAAUUAUCCAUACCUAAAUAAUGAAUUUCCACAGAAAAUUAAGAAAGCAGAGAAAACCAUUUUUAUUGAGAUUUUAAAAUCACAACUUAGAAGGUCUUUUGGACUGUUAGUUUGAAUAUAUGUACCUAUGUAUCUUCCUGAAGUUAAAGCAAAGAUAAAGAUUAGCUUUGUUUGUCACGUGUACAUUGAAACAUACAGUAAAAUGCAUUGUUUGCAUCAACAAUCAACACAGUCCAAGUAUAUGCUGGAGGCAGCCUGGGAGUGUUACAGUGCUUCUGGCACCAAUGUAGCAUAUCCACAACUUACUAAUCCUAACCCAUAUAUGUUUGGAAUGUGGGAGAAAACGGGUACCCAGAGGAAAUCCAUGUGGACAUGGGGAGAAGAUAUAAAAACCUUACAAUUGAACUUCAAUCAGUAAAUGCUAUUGCUGUUAAGUGUUAUGCUAAUGCUAUGCUACCAUGCUGCCAGAAAAAGGCUCAUGUGCUGGAUAUCCUUACUAUAGUAACUAAUGUAAUUUGACUUUAAUUAAAUACAAGUUACAACUCCUCCCAGGUUUAAAAUGCCUGACUAAUAUAUGACUGAAUGUUUGGGAGAUCUGUGCAGCCACUGAGAAUGGAUUUGCUAACUGCUGCAGGGUUGCAGGCAUCUUCUGCCAUAUAGAAAUGGAGAAUAUCUGUGUGCCUCUCUUCCUCCCCGCCUC